AUGGGCCGCAUAGAAGAGCUUCCGGACGAUUUUGAUGAGUCCCUAGAUCUCAACAAGGCGCCUCUCUUCACCCCGCCGCCCGCCGCGAAAGAGCCAUCCUUCCUCCCAUCAGGCGAAACUCCCUUUGGGAUUAAGAAAGAUGCCUUGCCCAAGGGGAGCGAGGCCCUUCCGGCCAUGCCACCGGCGAUGGAGUCCGUCAAGUCGCACACUGCAGACGAGAUAAUAGAGCUCAUGAACCAGACCCCGCUGUUCAUGACAGACGUUGACAAGGCACUGCAGGCUGAAGGCGAAAAUCCACAGCUAGAUGCCAUCCGAGCACUUCAGAACGAAGGCACACGAGCAGAUAACGCGCAACGAUUCCGCGAAAAUGGAAAUGAUUUUGCGAAGGUGAAGCGGUGGAAGGAUGCAAAGGAGUGCUAUACCAAGGGGAUAUCCAUCUUGACCAUGAAAGACGAUAGUUGGGAGAAGCCUGAGGACCCCGAAGAAGAAGCACGACGGCUGCGAGAAAUCGAAGAGGCCUGCUUCAUCAAUAGAGCAUUAUGCAACCUGGAGCUAAAAAACUAUAGAUCUACCACGUUAGACUGUGCGUCUACGUUGAAGCUCAACCCGAAGAAUAUCAAGGCAUUCUACCGUUCCGCUGCUGCCCUCCUUGCCCUUGACAAGGUUUUGGAAGCGGAAGAUGCGUGUGUAAGAGGCCUCCACCAUGAUAAGACGAACCAGCCCCUCCAAGCUCUUUCGAAGAGGAUAGCUGCGAGAAAGGCGGAAUUAGAUAAGAUCGCGGCGCGGAAAAGGGAGGAACAACAACGAGCAGAGAAGAUCCGAAUCACGCUCCGCACAGCGCUGGCAGCACGCGAGAUUUCCGUCCGAGAAACCGCCCAGCCGCCAGACAUGGAAGACGCAAUCAUGAAACUCUCCCCUGACCCCUUAUCCCCAGAGAGCACUCUUGUGUUCCCUUGCGUUUUACUCUACCCCAUGCAUGCACAGUCGGACUUCAUCAAGGAAUUUGCCGAAACAGACACCAUCGCACAGCACCUCGAGUACAUCUUCCCACUACCCUGGGAUAAAAACAGUGAAUAUACUAUCGGCUCCGUGGACUGUUACAUGGAGACUGCCGCCGGCGGAAUGAUCAAACCUGGAAAGAAAGUUUCGCUGUUAGCGAUCUUAGGCGGCGGGAAGGUCGAGGUCGUUGAUGGUCUGGUGCGGUUUAAUGUUGUACCUACCAAAAUGGCAGGGAAAUGGAUCGCGGAAAUGAAGGCGCGGAAGAAUGCCUCGAAGUAG
Trichophyton benhamiae CBS 112371 is the source of this 1278-nucleotide messenger RNA. RefSeq lists its product as uncharacterized. Lineage: Eukaryota; Fungi; Ascomycota; Eurotiomycetes; Onygenales; Arthrodermataceae. The transcript has 3 exons. Gene Ontology annotation, molecular function: Hsp90 protein binding. The record is from RefSeq and is a predicted model, not a curated record. The coding region runs from base 1 to 1278 and encodes 425 amino acids. Gene Ontology annotation, biological process: protein folding.